AUGUCAGUUGAUGGACAAUCGCCACGAAGAGGCUCCACAUCCUCAGCCAAUACACCAAUUCUUCCGCCAUUAUCAGCAUUUGCGCAAAAGCGCGCUCUGGAAGAUGAUCAUCAACCUGCAGUCUCGUCACCACUCAAUCCAGAAUUCAAGGUCCAAAAGACUGGUGAUGAAACACUAGGCGGAGUUCGCGAACGAGCUUCGAGGGCCAAAAAAGAAUCGUUGAAGAAGAGGGAGUCAAAAGCUGGAUCACUUGCGCCGGAAGGAAGUGCAAGAGGUACACCGGAUCCAAAAUCAAUUUCUUCCAAUAAGAAGAAAGCCGCGAUCACUUGCAUUACUCCUCUACGAUACAAGAUACCUCCACCGAAAAUACCGGAUUUUGAAGCUCCCCGUGGACCGACUCUCGUUCCUUCGCACACCAGGGUUGCGCCAGAUGGCACUAAAAUCCAAUUUCACGAGACUACCGAUCACGUGUAUAACAAAAAAAACUUUCGAUAUACUCGCGGCAUAGCAGAUCCGACUUUUCCUUCGAUUCUCUACUAUCGACAAACAGAAACGGAACCUUUUGGUGCUCGAUUAAGUUUUGAAGAUUCAGCUCCUCAUAUGAUGAUGGACGAAACAGCGAGACAUAUUACAACUGACAAGGGGUUUAGAAUGGCGAAGGCCAAUGUUGGCAUAAGGGAAGGUCGAUGGUAUUGGGAAUGCAAGAUUACAAGUGGUGUACCGAAGCCUAAACCAGGAGAGCCUGCGCAAGAGUCACAUGGACAUGUUCGUAUGGGAUUCGCACGAAGAGAAGCAGCUCAAGAUGCACCGGUCGGAUUCGAUGCCUAUAGUUACGGCAUCCGGGAUGUAGCUGGCCAAAAAGUAUGGAUGUCUCGGCCCAAAGACUUCUUCCCGGCAGGAGAAUCGAUACACGAAGGAGACGUUAUUGGGCUGGAAAUUAACCUGCCUUCCGAGAAGUUACAUCAGAAAAUCGUCGAAGGAAAUUACAACCCAGCAGUUGAUCUCACGGAUGAAUACGAUGGUGGAAUGGAACGAGCAGAUAUGAUACGAGAUCGAGUACCUAUUCGCUUCAAAACUCACCUCUAUUUCGAACAGAUUGAGUAUUCCACCUGUAAGGAAUUAGAAGAACUCAUGAACCCUUCACCAGUCAUAACAUCGGCCGGGGGUGUCUCAUCUGCAAGUCAAGAUCCCGGCCCAACUCACCCUGUACCCGCUCUUCGUACUCUCCCGCACUCAUCCAUCACGGUCUACAAAAAUGGAAAGUUAGUCGGAACACCAUUUACAGAUCUCCUAUCUUUCCUCCCACACGCCUCGAAACCACAACCCCAAGUCGGUGCCAGAGAAGGUCUAGAUGAUGGUAUGCUUGGCUAUUUCCCCGCCGUAUCAGUCUUCCGCGGCGGCGCAGCAGAAGUUAAUUUCGGUCCUCAAUGGUGGUAUCCUCCACCAGGUUCAAGCGCAGAAGACGAUGAUGUGGACAUGGUGAAUGAUGAUGAAUCUUCUUCCGCCAAAAUCAAAGCAGCCAGCGAGCGAUACGAUGAACAAAUCGUAGAGGACAUUCUCUACGAUAUUAUCGACGAAGUCGAUUUCUGGAUCAGGGAUGGAGGCGAUAGUGGGAAAGGCAAAAAGAGGGAUUUACAAUUUGCGAAUGGAGGGGCUGCGAAUGGUGGGGGGCUGGCUGGUGGUGAUGUGGGUGGAGAGAUUAAGGAGUUGGUGCAGGAUGAUGAGUAG
Molecule: messenger RNA, 1728 nt
Organism: Sclerotinia borealis F-4128
Lineage: Eukaryota; Fungi; Ascomycota; Leotiomycetes; Helotiales; Sclerotiniaceae
Source: the annotation of a GenBank genome assembly